Racocetra persica is the source of this 140-nucleotide messenger RNA. The record is from the annotation of a GenBank genome assembly. NCBI's taxonomy places the organism in Eukaryota, Fungi, Glomeromycota, Glomeromycetes, Diversisporales, Gigasporaceae.
GUUUAAAUGGAUUUAUUGAAAUUGCCAUGAUGGAUUGGAACUCUGGAAAUGAAAACAGGAAAUAUAUAUAUAUGAAAUCUUUUCAAUAUAUUCCACUCUCCUAUACUGCAGGGUCAACGAUUCAAGAUGUUAUAGGAUAG